This is a messenger RNA of Zymoseptoria tritici IPO323, 13149 nucleotides long. RefSeq lists its product as uncharacterized. Gene Ontology annotation, molecular function: catalytic activity; phosphopantetheine binding. Lineage: Eukaryota; Fungi; Ascomycota; Dothideomycetes; Mycosphaerellales; Mycosphaerellaceae. The record is from RefSeq and is a predicted model, not a curated record. Gene Ontology annotation, biological process: amino acid activation for nonribosomal peptide biosynthetic process; secondary metabolite biosynthetic process. Gene Ontology annotation, cellular component: cytoplasm. Bases 1 to 13149 code for a protein of 4382 amino acids. The transcript has 5 exons.
AUGGCUCAGACUACGAACGUCCACGGCGUGGACUUGAACGACUGGCAGCGUAUCCGCACGUGGAGCGACAAACCUGUCCCUCUGGUUGACACAAGCAUUUCCGACCUCUUCGAGGAACGGGUGCGAAUGCAUCCUUCUCGACAAGCCGUCUGCUCCUGGGAUGGAGCCAUCUCAUAUGGCGACCUGGAUCGCUACGCUAAGCUUCUUGCUAACUACCUCCUGUCCCAGGACUUCCCAUCGGAGACUUGCAUCGCACUGUGCAUGGAGAAAUCCGUCUGGACCGUCGCCGCCAUGCUGGCCAUCUUUCAAGCUGGUGCUGUCUAUGUUCCCAUCGAUCCCGCGGAGCCAGCGCCUCGGAAGAAUGCAAUCCUCGGUGACUGCAAUGCUCCGAUAGUGUUUUGUUCCCCGCUCACCGCAAAAUCUUUGGAGCUUCCUGAAAGCACUAGUAGCGUUGUCAUUGAGAAGAGCUGGUUGGACGGCCUGCGAUUGCUCGAAAGGAAACACCGAAGCACAGUCGACCCAGCAAGUGCAGCGUUUGUGAUGUACACGUCAGGAACCACUAGCACGCCCAAAGGCGUGGUCAUGGAACACCGAUCUUUCACCACCAUGGCAGCCGCGCUGGUACAGCCAUUCGCGCUUGGAGCUCACACUAGAAUGCUACAAUUUGCGUCUUACAUUUGGUCGCCUAGCAUGUGCGAGAUCUUUGCCACCUUCUUCGCCGGCGGGACCGUCUUCAUCCCUUCCGAGGAGCAGAGAAUCAACAAUCCGGCCCGAUACAUUCAAGAGCACAACAUCAAUACCGGUAUCUUGACACCCACAUUCCUUCGGAGCCUCGCUGAGGAGGAUGUCCCUACUCUCAAGACAUUGUCUCUUGGCGGCGAGCCCAUAUCCCCGGAGCUGGUGGACAAGUGGACUGCUGAUCGAACACUCAUCAUUGCUUAUGGCUCCACCGAGACAAACAUGGCACUGCUUCGGGUCGUAGCUGCGGAGAAUCAACAUAUCCUUGGAAGCUAUGCCAUCGGCUGCAGGAGUUGGAUUGUGGAUGCAGAAAAUCAAAAUAGGCUUGCGAAGAUCGGCGAGAUCGGCGAGCUGCUGCUGCAAGGCUGGAGUCUUGCCCGCCACUAUCUCAAUAACGAGCUGCAAUCCAGUGACAAGUUCGUCUCUUGGACAACUUGGCAAUCUCAACUGGACUGCCCUGGCCCACCACGUUUUUGCAAGACCGGCGACCUGGCUCGAUACAAUUCCGAUGGCUCUGUACAAAUUAUCGGACGAAAAGAUGCAGCGAUCAAGAUACGAGGUCAGAGAGUGGACCCAGCCGAAGUGGAAUGUCGCAUGCAUCACAUCCUUAAUGACAGCACAGAACUCGCAGUCGAUGCUACGAUCUUGGCUGGUAGCGAGGCCGGCUGUGUUCUUUUCGCUGCGAUUUGCGUUCAUCAACCGCCACGUCUUGAUGGACCUGCCGAUUCGCCAGUUGCAAUCGAGCGACUUGGUCCAGAAUUUCGAGCCUCGAUGCAAGGAGUCAAAUCCAGGCUCAUCAAAGAUCUCCCCCGGUUCAUGGUGCCCGAAUUAUUCAUACCAUUGAACUUCUUACCCCGUCUUCGAAAUGGCAAAAUGGACAGAGAACUCCUCCGCAGUGCCGUAAGCGAGCUUGGUAUAAAGGCUUUUGCUUCGAGUCCAAAUCCGGCACCCCCACGGACAAAUGAUGAGUUCCUGCUGCGCGCAGCAUGGUCAGCGGUCCUCGGUCUGCCAAAAGAGACUAUUGGCAUAGAAGACAACUUUUAUUCCGUGGGUGGGGAUUCAGUCCAGUGUACUCGCAUUGUCAGCGAGCUUCGCAAGCAGGGAAGGUGCUUGAACGCACAGCACCUUCUGCAAAGUUGCAACCUCGAGCACGCUGCUCGGCAGAUGUCAAUGCUCUCACCAGUCUCGGACCGCGGAGAAUACACGCCCGAGACUGUUCUAGAUCGGCCCAUGCUUGCCCAUAUACAACGACAGAUAUCGAACGCUCCCGGAGCGGACGGCUCUCAAAUCUUGGAUGCAUACCGUUGCACAUCGCUACAGGAAGGGAUGUUCUCGCUCACCGCCGUGGUAGAUGAUGCCUACAUUGUCAGGUUCUCCAUAUAUCUUGCUCGGGACCUCGACAUGAGCCGCUAUCGCGAGGCGUGGGACCGUGUCGUCGCUCGUCAUCCGAUAUUGCGGACAGUAAUGGUUCGGACUCCGGAGGGCUCGCUGAUGCAAGCGAUUGUCGGUCGCAAGAUAACAUGGUCAUCGCAUACAGACCUAGACCAGUAUCUCGUGCAGGAUAAGGCGAUUUCAAUGCAGUGUGGCGACGCGCUUGCCCGGUAUUGCAUUGUCGAGGCCCUUGACGGCUCGAGAGUCAUGGUCUGGACCGCACACCACGCGAUAUUCGACGCUUGGUCGUCGGCCCUCUUGUUUGAAGCUAUCGCGAGGGAAUACGAGGGCCUGUCUGCUGUUCCUCUGGUUGACUUUGGAGACUUCGUCCGCUACGUGGACUGCCAGGAUCCGGCGGCUUCGGAGACCUUCUGGACGCAAUAUCUUGAUGGAGCACCCUUGAUGUCGUUUCCGCGCAUUUUGCCUGCACAACGUGUCAAGGCUGACAAGAUCUUGUCGCACACUUUCGACCUGAACUUGCGCGGGCGCUCUCCUGUCACAGUCGCAACGAUCCUCAAAGCAAGUCUGGCGCUACUUCUGUCACAGUAUUGUGCCAGCGAGGAUGUGACCUUUGGGAGCACGGUUCACGGCAGAACAUCUUCGAUGCCUGAUAUCGAGAACGUCAUGGGGCCGACGAUUGCCACUAUUCCAGUGCGCGCACGUGUGCGGUUGGAGAACACCGUCUUGCAAUUCCUGCUCCAGAUACAAGCGGACAGUAUCAGCUCCAUACCUUACGAGCAACUCGGCCUUCCGUAUAUCCGGAAGCUGAGCGAUAGUGCGAGCCAAGCCUGCAGCUUUGGCGUUCUCUUGAUUGUUUAUGGGCGCGAGGACCGAUACAACUCGAGAAUGCUAUCUUCCCAAAUCAAGAUGGAUACGUGGGGCGGCUUUACCACAUACGCAAUGAACAUCGUCUGCCACAACAAGCCUGGCAAGGUCAAAGUUCAGGCUAGUUUUGAUUCUCAAAUCCUCUCCGGCCAUUGUACGUACCGAUUCCUUCGCCAACUUGGACAUUUGGCUGAAGGCCUUGCGGAAGCCGAGGCGGGACAGCGGAUCGGUGAUCUGGACUUCUGUGCAGUUCACGAUAAGGAGUUGAUACGGUCGUUCAAUGCGGACAUACCACGCUCAUUGAGCGCUUGCAUGCACGACUUGCUGGCCCCGUCCCUCCAGGAGAACCAUGCAGCAGUAGCGGUCACGACCACUGCAGGCGACCUUACUUAUCGGGAUUUGGACGUUGCAUCCGAUAGUCUCGCGCAUCUUCUGCAUCAGAAGUACAAUAUUCACCCUGAUUCCAUGGUUCCAAUAUGCUUCGAAAAACAUCCGUGGGCCGCCGUAGCAAUGUUGGCUGUUUGGAAGGCAGGAGGAGCUUUUGUGCCGCUCGAUCCGGCUCAUCCGCAGAGCUGGGUAAAUGAUGUUCUCAAAGAGACCGCAGCACGUGUCGUAGUAUGUUCUCAAACACAGCUACCUCGAUUCGAAGGGAUAGUACCUGCCGUCGCGUUGGAUGGGCACGCUUUCGCAGGGCUACUGGACAAUGCAUCCCAUGAGGGGCCGCCUCAGACAUUGGUGGACCCGUCCCACAUUGCCUUCGUCCUUUACACUUCCGGUACGACAGGCCGGCCGAAGGGUAUCGUCCAUGAGCAUCGAACAUGGGCAACUGGCCUAUUGCACAGGAGCAAGUCAGUCGAUCAGGAUGCGCAAACUCGCAUGGCACAAAUUGCCUCGUUCGGAUUCGACACGGCGAUCGACGACAUAUGGACUACGCUUCUCUUUGGAGGCACCGUAUGCAUGCCAUCCGACGAGGAGUUGAACAGUGAUCUUGCUGGAUUUAUGAACGACAUGAAGGUAACGCACGCAGCGACAACACCCUCUCUUGCGCAUUUGCUGGGAUCACCUUCCAGAAUGCCGCAUCUACGAACACUCUAUCUUGCCGGCGAGCCGAUGUCGCAAAGUGCAAUCGACACCUGGUCAUCAUGUGUACGUCUCGUCAAUGUGUACGGGCCAACCGAAGUGGCUUGCAUGAGCCAUGCAACGGAACCUCUCUCGAAUCGUUCUUCUCCCUCCGUGGUCGGGCGUGCCCAUGGAUGUAUCGGAUGGGUCACAUUGUCUCAAAACCAUGACAAGCUUGCCCCGUUCGGCGCCGUCGGUGAGCUGCUCAUAGAAGGACCGACUCUCGCACGGGCCUAUUUGAACAAUGAGAUAGAGACCAAUCUCAAGUUCAUACAAAAUCCGGCUUGGCUACCGGUUGAAGAGUUCGGCAUACGCAGAUUGUAUAAGACUGGGGAUCUGGUUCGGCUCGUGGACGAUGGUUCAGUCGCUCUUUUGGGAAGGGCGGAUACUCAAGUCAAGAUACGUGGGCAGCGAGUGGAGAUAAGUCAUGUCGAGAACAUCGUCCGAAAAUGCCUUCCAGACGCUAGUGCGGUUGUGGUCGAGCUCGCGAAAGUGGAUGGCGCCAAUCGCAAUGGCGACCUCACCGCUUUUGUUGCAUUUGCACGACAGCCUCCAUAUGCCGAAGAUGCCUUGUCACAUGCUCGAUUUGAGCUUCAAGCACGGCUGUGUGAUCUAAUGGACAAUCUCACCAAGUUGCUUCCCCGCCACAUGAUACCAUCGGCCUUCAUUCCGGUCGGGGAAUUGGUGCGAACCACGACCGGGAAAACGGAUCGGAAACACUUGCGUGCUCUUGCAGCUUCAAUGUCCCGGGAUUCCGUUUUGUUUCCCUAUUCUGACGGCUAUACCGGUCGUAGGGUAUCUCCUUCAACAUCCAUGGAGAUCAGACUGUCCCGGCUGUGGCAUUUCGUUCUUGGGGUUGACUUGGCUUCUAUCAGCCGCAACGAUAGCUUUUUGGAGCACGGUGGAGACUCUAUUUCUGCAAUGAGACUGGUCGCUGCCGGACGACAACCGCAAUACCGCAUUCAUCUUACCGGCCAGGACGUUCUACUGAAGCCUAGAUUGGCGGAUAUGGCACUCGUGGCUAGAGAUUGGCAGCCGGACGGCGUUCAGUGUUUGGUUCCGUUCGCUUUAAUCACCAAGACCGUUGCGGCCAAUCUGAGCGAUUUGCUAGAAACAGCGGCAGAGAUUUGUGGUGUUGCGAAACAUUCCAUCAGCAACAUGUAUCCUUGCACGCCUUUACAAGAGGGCAUCAUGGCUCUCUCGAUGAUGAAUGAGGGAUCGUACGUGGCACAGCACGUUUUCCAACUACCGUCUGACGUGGACCUUACUCGAUUCAAAGACGCGUGGCAAACGGUGGCCCGAGCUGCGCCAAUUUUGCGAACGCGCAUCAUGCAGUCGCCUGCUAACAUGCUCCAGGUCGUGGUGGACGAGCUCAUUGGAUGGGAGGCUGAAGAAGAUCUUGAUUCCUACCUGGCAGACGGCUCUAUGCGCCAGUUAGCCCUUGGGACUCGACUUGGCCGGUACUGUAUUGUGACCGCUGGCAGAACCCAGACAUUCGUCUGGACAUUGCACCACGCAGUCUACGAUGGUCGAUCAUUCCAACUUGUGCUGGACGCUGUUGCAAGCGUGUACAAAGGACUGGCUCUUGAACCUCAACCUAUGUUUGACGUCUUCGUCCAUCAUAUUUCGCAAAUCAGUCUUGAUUCGCAACGAGCCUUCUGGACGAAGAUGCUAGCGACCACUGAAGAAUAUUUGUUCUUCCCACAACAGCUGCCGAGCUACGCUCGGCCCAAAUCGUACAAGAGCCAUAGUUUUCAGCUUGAAAUUCAGUCCAGGACCUUGCCCUAUGCGACGACUCGCGACAUCAUCUGGACAGCCUGGGCCUUGACCUCGAUGGCGUACACGGGUACGAAAGACGCCGUUUUUGGUGCCACCCUCACCGGUCGCACCGGAACACUUGCUCGAGUGGAAAACAUUAUGGGACCCACGUUCGCCACGGUACCUGUCCGAGUCAGAGUAGAAGCUGGAGACACAGUCCAGCGCCUCCUCAAGCGGGUUCAUCAGCAGCGCAUUGCCAUGAUGCCUUACGAACAGACCGGUUUACAACACAUCACGAAGCUGGAUUGUUCCACGCAAGCCGCUUGUCGAUUCCAGACACUGCUGGUUAUACAGGCAGAUCGAUCAGAUGCUGUGCCAGGCGAUCUGUUCAGAUCGUACAACACAGUCGGCACCCUUCACGAUUUCAAUGUAUACGCUCUCAUGGUUCAGAUUGUCCUCAGCGAGACAGCUAUCACUCUCGACUGCAGCUUCGAUGAGGCACAAAUAUCGUACGUGGAGCUCGAACGAGCAGUGAGACAGCUGGAGCAUUAUUUGCAUCAGCUGGUCAGACGACCCCAACAUACCGAGAUCGGAGACAUUUGCAAAGUCGGUCCGCAUGAUUUGGAGCAGCUGACCGCGUGGCACGAGUGCGGCUUGUCAGAGCCACUGUCAUGUAUUCACGACGAGAUUGAGCAUUGGGCCUUGGCCCAGCCGGAUGCUGAAGCAAUCAGUGCAUGGGACGGGAAGCUUACCUACAAAGGACUACUCGACAUGUCUAGAAACUUGUCCCUUCGGCUGAUCAGUCUCGGGGUUCAUGCGGAAGUGGUCGUUGCGCUGGCCUUCGAGAAGUCUAAGUUUGCAAUCGUCUCUGCACUCGCCGUUCUUCAAGCGGGAGGAUGCUUUGUAUUCCUGGGUCCAUCCAAUUCUCCGCUGAGACUGCAAAGCAUCCUGAGACAGUCGCAAGCAAAGAUCUUGCUAGUUUCGGAAUCACUUACGGCUGCACUGGACAAGCUUCUGCCCAUUGUUGUAACUGUUGGCGAUACUACAUCAACCGGAUCAGAGACUCACCUGCCGAAAGCAAAGGUUGGUCCCGCGAACAAGGCGUGCAUCGUGUUCACCAGCGGAUCGACCGGUUCACCGAAAGGCAUAAUACUGCAGCACUCCACGAUCUGCGCCAGCGUCUUAGCGCACGGUUCCGCUCUCGACAUCAACUCUGCGUCUCGAGUGCUCAAUUUCGCGGACUUUGUCUUCGAUAUGGCCAUAUAUGAGCUCUUCACUACUCUCAUGCGAGGUGGUUGUGUGUGCGUUCCAUCGGAACAUGACCGAGUGAACAACCUCCCAAUGUUGUUCAGGCAGUUUGAAGUCAACUGGGCGUUCUUCACGCCUUCGACUGUUCAACUCUUGAUGCCAUCAGACAGUCCAGAUUUGAGCGUUCUUGUUGUUGGCGGAGAACCGAUGAGGCAGGAAACAAUUGAUACAUGGGCCAGCCAUGUCCGCUUAUUUCAAUGUUCCGGCCCAGCUGAAACGACGCUAAGCAUGGCACAGGAGAUGAAGUGGAACACCCCUCGCACGCAUCUUGGCCGACCACUCGGCGGACGCGCUUGGAUCGUUGAUCCCAAUGACUGGACGGCACUUGUGCCAAUUGGAGCUGUUGGGGAGCUCGUGAUGGAGGGUCCAAUCGUAGCAAGAGGUUACAUUGGAAACGAUGCCGGGGGUUUCCGGAAUGAGUGUCCCUGGUCGGAUCAAUCGUCCACCCGCAAAUUUGUAUGUGGUGAUCUCGUUCGCUAUGCCCCUGAUGGGACCCUUAAGUUCGUGGCACGCAAAGAUGAGCAGCAAGUCAAGAUUCGAGGUCAGCGAGUUGAGGUCACCGAGGUGGAGCACCAUAUCAAGACGCAACUGCCCGAAGACGAUGUGGUUGUCAUAAGCGUCACCCUGCGGAGUGGCUCCAUCUUGGCAGCUCUUGUAUCGCCAAGGAGCUCCACAGUCAGCGACGAGCUGAAUAUUGAUGACAGCAGAGUCGACGACGUUAUUGAUCGAUGGCCGGGUCUGUCCCGACAUCUAUCGAGAUUCUUGGCCCCUUACAUGGUGCCGUCAGUCGUCGUACCCUUAUCGCACAUGCCACUCAGCAGGUCCGGAAAGAUAAAUAGGCGACAGCUAGUGGGACUCGGACCGUCUUUGGUAUCGAGGAUCAUCGAGCGAACGGCGCCUCACACUAGUUCGCCGCCUCGACCAACUACUUGGAUGCAAUGCAAGCUCUGCAGCAUAUUGGCAAGAUGUCUUGCUUUGGAAGAGAAAAGUAUUGGCAUGAAUGACAACUUCCUACAGCUUGGUGGAGACUCGAUCCUGGCCAUGAGAGUCGUUGCGUUAGCCCGCGGGGAGGGCCUCUUGAUCACAGUCGCGGACUUAUUCAGGUGUCAUGAUUUCUCAGAUUUGUCUUUGACGGUCCGCGAUCGCACCGCACGCACGAGCGAGCAUACCCUAGAGCCGCUUUCGCUACUCCCACAGCCCAUGAUACAGGAGGCACGCCUGCAAGCCGCCGCCCAGUGCGGCUCUUCGGUGGAUCUGGUUGAGAACAUAUAUCCUUGUACUGCUCUGCAGGAAGGACUUCUGGCGCUGUCUAUCAAGCACAGAAACUCAUACAUGGCGCAGCAAGUAUUUCGACUGAAGCGCGGAGUUGACGUACGCGGUUUCCAGAGGGCUGUUGAAGAGACAGUACACAGCGCCGCCAUUCUCCGAACCAGAUUCUUCCUGUCUGACACUUGUGGUACUCUACAGGUCGUGCUGCAAGAUGCAAUAAAAUGGGAGACCGGCCAUGAUCUGCAGCAAUACCUUCGGUCGGAUGCGAUGUUGAACGUUGGCCUAGGGAAGAAGCUGUCGCGAUACGCCAUCAUCCGCAUUGAUGGUGACGAGAGGUACUUUGUGUGGACUUUGCAUCAUGCCCUUUACGACGGCAACUCGCUUCCAAAGAUGGUCCAGAUGAUUGAAGAAGCUUACCAGGAGCCGGGAUGCUUGGUCAAACGUGAGGCAGCCCUUUCACGCUAUGACCGAUUCAUCAAAUAUCUCGUGGACGCCGAUUCCGGAAGUGCUGCUUCUUUCUGGGCGCAUCAACUUCAAAGCGCGAAAAGCUCCGUGUUUCCAGCCACGACAAGUCGGACUUACGUGCCCAAGCCUGACAGCUCACUCGAUCGCAGGUUUAGCUUUUCACGGAAGGAAGGUUCUUCAGUCACUCUCGCCACUGUGCUGAUCUCGACUUGGGCAAUUUUGUUGUCUCGCUAUACGGACAAUGAGGACAUCAUCUUCGGGUUGACCUUGUCCGGUCGGACGUCUACCGUCCCAUUUAUUGACGAGGUGCUCGGCCCAACCAUUGCCACAAUUCCGUUCCGUACUCGCAUGGCAUCGGCCACCACGUCCGUCGAAUCCUGCACCAGUGCUGUGCAGAAAACUGUCAUCGAUGCCAUUCCUCAUCAACACUAUGGACUGCAGCACAUCAGAAACAUCGACGACAACAGCAGGUCUGCUUGCAAUUUCAACAAUCUACUCGUCGUUCAGCCAUCCGAAAUUCGAGGCGAUUCCAAGAUCAUGGAAUAUCAGGACAUGGAAUGGGAAACGACCUUUCGAACUUAUCCUCUUACUAUCAUCUGCGAGAUCGGCCAAGACUCUGUCUUGAUACGGGCAAAGUACGACGCAUGUCUCCUCCCGCAAGCACAGAUGAGGCGUAUGCUCGCCCACUUUGAACACUUGGCGCUUGCGGUCUGCAGAGAGAGUGCCGCUACCAUGCUAUCGGAUGUGAGCAUGUUGACAAUACAAGACGAACAGCAAAUCGGAAUCUGGAACAACGAAGCCCCGCUCCCUGUCGACAAUUGCAUCCACAAGCUUAUUGAGUGGCAGGCAGCUUUACGGCCCAGCGCUCUGGCGGUUCACGCAUGGGAUGGAAACUUCACAUAUGCCGAGCUGGAAGCCCAGGCUUGCAGAGUCGCCGACCUGCUAGUCGCCCUCGGCGUCAAAAUGGAGGACACGGUGCUGCUGUGUUUCGAGAAAUCCAAAUGGGCGCAGGUUGCGCUGCUCGGUGUGCUCAAAGCUGGAGCUGCAUUCUUUCUUCUCGAUGCUCAGCACCCUAUCUCACGGCUUCAGUGCGCAGCAAGCAAGAGCAAUGCUUGUUUGCUCCUGCACUCCGCGUCGACUGCGGCUACUGCCGCCGUGGUGCUGCAAGACCGGUUGUUGAUAGGAGGUGCUUCUGACGAGUCCUUGCCAACUUGCAAAGGCUGGCGGACGGUAGCACUUCGCCCGUCAUCAGCCGCAUAUCUCAUUGCAACGUCAGGUACUUCUGGCAGCCCGAAGAUAUCAGUCAUUGAGCACCGUUCAUACUGCUCCAGCGCUGCCGGCCAUAUACGUCGCAUCAAGCUUGACCAGAACUCAAGAGUCCUUCAAUUCUCUUCGUAUGCAUUCGAUACUUGCAUCGAGGACAUUCUUUCCACGCUCAUCGUCGGUGGCUGUAUUUGCGUCCCCUCGGAAGCAGACCGUAUCGGUGAUCUGGCGGGUGCGAUAACCUCCCUCGAUGUAAAUUGGGCACACUUGACGCCAUCCGUGGCGAAUGUACUGCAGCCCUCUAAUGUGCCAGGACUUCGGGUACUCGCGCUCGGUGGCGAGGCGUUAACGCCAGCUCAUGUGGAAAAAUGGCAACAUGCCGUUAGCCUGAUCAAUGUUUAUGGUCCAAGUGAGUGCUGCGUCACCGCCACGAUUCACGACGAGGUAUCUAGCGUUACUUCAGCCAGCACCAUCGGUCGUGGUUCCGGCUGUGCUACCUGGAUUACCGAUCCGAACAACCACGACCGGCUGGCACCUAUCGGUACCGUAGGCGAGUUACUUCUCGAAGGUCCGCUCAUUGCUCGUGAAUAUCGAGGCGAUCCAGCUCAAACGCGAGCCUCCUUCAUACGGAUCCCUUCUUGGAUAUCUCAAUUUAGCUGGCCGAGUCGUGAACAAGCACGAGUGUACGUCACUGGAGAUCUCGUCCGAUACGACACAACCGGAAGCCUCGUCUAUAUUGGCAGAAAAGAUGCACAAGUCAAAUUGCGAGGCCAGAGGCUGGAACUGGGCGAGAUUGAGCACCACAUUCGCCGUAUUAUUGAUGCCACAGGAUUUGAAGUCGCCUUAGAUGUCGCCGAGCUUCGUGCAGGCGAAGUACUCAUAGCUUACAUCAGCUUCGAAGUCGCUGACCAAGAGGUCUACCUUCUCUCGGCUCAUCAAUGCCCAGAAAUAUGGCCCCCCUUGAAAACGAAGCUCGAGACGACGCUGCCAUUGGAGCUUCCAGCGUUCAUGAUACCGAGAUUCUUCCUCCCUCUUUCUCGACGGCCCUUGACGUGGUCGCAGAAGCUAGAUCGUCGACGUUUGCGAGACAUCUUCAGCAAACUGCCGAUCCAAGACCUGCAGGCAGGCAUUGCAAACAGCGACCAGUCUCGGAACGAAAAGCCGUCGACCCCGAUUGAGCGAUUGCUGCAAAGAGCAUGGAGUGAGGUGCUGAAUUGGCCGAUCGACAAGAUCAAUCUUCACACGACUUUCUCGUCUCUUGGCGGCGACUCUAUCAGCUCCAUGCAAGUCCUUGCAUUCUGCCGAAAUUUCGGAUAUCACAACAUUGCCAGCGUCGUCGAUGUUUUCAUGAUGGAAACCAUUGCCCAGCUAUCCGCAGGCUUCCGCUUGGUCCAUGUGCCAGACCCGGACAGAAUAACCCCUCUUGCUCUACAAAGUGAAUGCUUCGAUUUAUCCUCGUCCCAAGAAAUGCAUUUCCUCCGAUAUCCGGCCGGCAACAGUGAUCAUCAGCUUGUCUUUAUGGCGCGGCUCAAAGAGUCAGUAGUGCAGAGCAAGUUGCAGAAUGCGCUUACGCUCUUGACCGAAGAGCAUAGCAUGUUGCGAGCACGCUUCAUUCGCACUGAAGCUCAGCAGUGGAAGCAGUACAUUUCUCCCGGAGUGGACUCGUCUUUCGAGAUCCAGCAGCUAACAUGCUCCGAAGCAAUCAGGGACGAAAGCUUCAAGUCCUUACGAAGCCGAAUCAACGUCCAGGAAGGACCCGUGUUCGUCGUACAGUCACACAACUCUUCUGCCGGUCAAACCUUGGCGUUUGCCUUUCAUCAUCUCAUCUUCGAUCUUUACUCUUGGAGAAUAUUUGCCAGCGAUCUACAGCAGCUGCUCUCGGAUGUUCCGCAGACCCAAGUCUUUGGCCACAGGUCUGAGGAGUAUUCAACAUGGUGUCAGUCUUCGGAGAGCAAACUUCGACCCAGCAGCGGAGCGCCUCCACUUAUCGAGGACGUCGAUGACAUCUUCUCGUACUGGGGUCUUCCAUCAGGCUUUACCCGCUCAGAUGCCAUGAUCACGACGAUGAUCACUACACACAACCUCUCGAAAGCAGUUCGCCCUGAAAGAGCAAUCUUGGCAGCACUUUUGCGCAGCUUUGGCCAGACUUUCGCCGAUCGUCACAACAUUAUCAUACACAGCUCGGGCCAUGGACGUUUGUCAAAGAAUGGAAUGGAUCUGAUGCGUACCAUCGGAUGGUUCACGAUGUUCCACCCCUAUCAGCUGAAGAUCAACCCGGCAGCUUGCUUCGAAGAUGCUGCCCAUCAGGUCGCAAAAGCGUCUGAAUUGGCUACCUUGGCGAGCUCUCCAGCGACUGCUCCUCUCGAAAUGGCCUUCAACUACACAGGUCGGCAUCAAGCACUCGAGACAGGCCCUGGAAUGCUCCACGAGCUCAGCCUGCCCUCUGAUAUAUAUCGGUCUACUACGCCAAGUGUUCGAACUGCUGUGUUCGAGAUCGUUGCCCACGCAAGCGUUGAUAUCUUGAACAUACACUUCACGUACGAUGGUUCGCUGAAGCGACAGGAUGCGAUCAAGCGCUGGAUCAGGUGCUUUGAGACUGAUCUCGAUGCGGUCGCUACUGCCACAAGACCGCCUACGCUGGUACCUCUCGAACUCCGACGUUUCACUGGCACGCCAAAGUUUGAGGUCCAUGGGGAGACAUGGAGAACAUUCAAUGACAGUGCAGCCUGGCCCGAAAACCACAGAUACGUCGGAACGCCUUCGCAAGCUAUAGACGACGCAUGGAACGAGUUGAUCGGAUGUAGAUACAUCUCGUUAUCCGAGGAAGAGGCAGCUGAUACUUGGGGAGCAAGACAUGCGAACUACCGUGAUGAGGGCUUAGGAGGCUACACCGCGGGCAAUCGAGCAGAACUACAUCGACUCGGAUCAGCAACAUGUCUGCCGAUCAUUCACGACUUUGCGGGAAUGGACUAA